GAAGCGAUGAGAAGUUCCUAUUUUUCCGGGUAACUUCAGAUUUCGCAAGGAGUGAGCUGAUGUGUGAGAAUAUUGUGGACUGUAAUGAGGUAGCUACGUUGGAAAUAUGGACCGUCUCGGGCAACAGUUGUGCCGUUAUCUUAGGCCUACGUAUUUGUUAUUGGCUGUGGUCUGUUACGGUCAAGACUCAGACACGUGUGAAGUAAUCCCAAAGAAUCUCACUGUGAAUCCUGGCUCCAAUGUCACAGUGAUAUUUAAGGCCCCAUUUGGUGGCAUUUGCUGGAUGAAAUUUAAUGCCUUCAGUCCAAGUAAAGUGUUUUGGACAUUAAACAGUAAGAAAAUCGAGGAAAACUACUAUAAUCACAAUUCCACCUAUGCUGUGGUCACUGUUGUGAAUUUCACUCUUGAAUCUGGCACUGUGGAAUGUCACAUGGAUGAGCAGGUGUUGGGUGGCACCAUUAUCCGUACACAAGCUACUUCUAGGAAUACCAGAAUGAUUGUGGAACUUCCAAAGAAGCCUGUGGAUAUACAUUGUGUUACCAAUGUAACAGUUAUUGAGAACAUGUACACUAUAUGUUACUGGAACGAAGCAGGAAAUUCACAGGACACAACAUAUAAUGUUACCAUGAAACCGAAAGGUAAUUGUAUAUCACUUGGCCAAAAUCAUUGCCAGUUGUUGCCAGAACAUGCAGAUUUACUUCAGGACCUAACUGUUACUAUAACGGCCAUGAAUACUGCAGGAAAUACAUCAGCCACUGUCCGUAUGCAUGGCUGGGAAAUUGUCCAGUUUGAUCCUCCGAACAAUAUUAGCGUGGAGCCUCUUCCAACUGGUCUGAGUGUGGAUUGGGUCCAAAGAUACACUGAAUAUAAGGACAAUGAGAAAUGUGAAGCACAAUCUGUGGAAGAAGGCACUAAUGUCACAAUUGUGUCAAACAAAACAUCAACUCCUGGGAAAAAAGCUAUAUAUAUUGGUGAUGUUAAGCCUUGCACUAGAUACACUGUUGAGGUGCGGUGUAUCUACAGAGUUAAUAACCGAUUAUGUCUAUGGAGUAACUGGAGCAGAAGGACUGCUGUUUUGUCAGUACUUAAUGUUAGUUCUGUGCCAUUCUAUUUGUGGGGGAAAGUUCUGAAACAGAAUGAAAAUGGAACAAGGCAUGUUCAGAUGAUGUGGAAGGGGCCUCCACCGGUCUGCAAGGCUAUUGAUGAGUACAGGCUUUUUGUUGACUCAGGAAUCGUCAAACUCAAGCCAACUCAGCAUAAUGCCACUGUUUUACUCAAUGCCUCAGACCAUAAGAUUAGUAUUGCUGCUUAUAAGAAUAACAUAAUCCUUCGUGACAGUUUUCUCAAGAUACCCUCCACUGGAAGGGAUAUGCCUCCAGUACAGAGACCCAAUGCCACUGCACAUAGUGGCCUCAUCCAUGUGUCCUGGGACGCACCCUCAACACCUGUGAAUGAUUAUGUCAUAGAGUGGUUCACAGAUCCUACACAAGCAGACAGGCCUUCAUGGGAGAGAACUCAAGAAACAAACAUUUCGUUUCCUGGUGAUCUGCCAUAUAAGCUCUACACAGUGACCAUAACUCCACUUUAUGAUGACGGACCUGGCCAAGGAAGGACCCUACAUACUUAUGCAAAGGAAGGGAGACCAGCCAAGGUUAAACAAGUGAAGCAGAUUGAGGCUGACGACACGUGGCUAACGGUGGCUUGGGAAGCAGUGCGACCCAACCAGUGCUGUGCCUUUGUCGUCAACUACACUGUUUUGUACAAGGCCUCACACGACAUGGGCUCAACAUGGUUGAAUGUGACUGUCAAUCACACAACACACAAGGUGACACUACCGAAACUCAAGCCCAGCACCACGUACCAGGUCUAUGUCAGAACCUGCUCCAUCAACAACUGCUCUAAAGACGAGGAACGCGCUAACUUCACAACAGAAGCUUAUGGUAAAGCUUUUAUGCACAUAUUUGUUCUGGCGGCGAUUGGUGUAAUAUCACUGCUGGUGACUGCUGUGUGCCUUUUCAUGCUGUGGAGGAAAUUCGCAAACCUCACAGUGCCAAAUCCUGAGUUCAGCUCCAUGGCUAUGUGGGCCCCAGAGAAGUCUCGAAAGCUUCCGAUGUCAAAUAACUUGGACUUCGACAACAAUCCCAGUGAGGGUAUUCUGCUAUGCCACGUUGACACUGAGAUGGACACCAGGCUGGCAUCUCCUGCAGACACAGACUCCAUGUUGUCGGGGGAUAAGAUGGAUGGUUCCAGCGUUGCCUCGAACACCAGUGCUAGCAGCGGGCAGGCGGAGAGCACAGGACUCCCCCAAUCCUACAGCACCUGGGAGUGUCCGUGCAAGAGCCCGGAGCCGGCCAGUCCAGCAGCGGUGGAGCCAAGCCAGCCGCAGCCGAGCCGGUCCUCACCGGCUUCGUGCAACCCUUACCUGGAACAGACGCCCAUCUGUGGUCAUGAAAGCCCAUCAGGCCCACCGCAGGGACCCGGCUUGUCAGACAAGGGCAGAUCUGUGGUAGAGGCGAGUGAGUGGGAGACACUGGCCAGUGCCCCCUCAGUUAUUAGUUAUGUGAGUGUGGAGGACAUGCUUGAAAGGCAGAAAGAGCAUAAAAUAAAGAAGACUUUUGAAGAAGACAUUUGAAAACAGCAACUCCAAAGCUAGCUGCUUUACUUAAAAGGUUGCCUUAUUGGAACAUUUUGUAAUAAUGAUUGGGAUUGUUUCGCAUAUUUUUGUAUACACUUUUUUAUCACAGAAAUAACAAAUUGUAUGAAAGAGGAUGGAUGUAUAGAACCUAUAGCGCCAAUGUGAAUGUAGCUAAUGGGAAGGUAUCCAAGAUUUCAGCAGAGGGAUGAAAACAUAUUUUAUACACGGAAAAAAAAUACCCAAUGUGACCAUUCUCUUGAAUUUUCACUCUUUUGAAACACAGCCAUAUUUAUGUUAGUUCUACAACUAUAGUUUUCAGACAUCUGCAGGAUCAGUACAUUCUCAUCAGGGUACUUCCAGACUACAACAAUCUGGUGAUGAAUUACAAACUGGUGCAGAGAGAUAUUAACAUCCCACAGCAAUAUUUCUUUGUUCAGGAAAAAUCAAGUAAAUGCUUUGUCAUUGGUGUUCAGUUCAUAGUAUGCAUUAUUUCUAUUUGAAUAGAAUGCCUCUGCUUGCAUAAGCAACACACUGUAAGGUAACUCAAUGUAGGAAUUCUUCUUUUUAUAAUGUUCACCAUAGUGGAUAUCCAUUUAGCACUAAGGGGGUACCCAAUUUGUCCCAAAAAGGCUCACGCACUUACCUAUGACAACAAUGUUUCAGGGUGCACCAGGUAUUCUGGGUGUGCAGUGACAAUGUCAGAGACUCCAUCCUCCUCAUUGUAGUCUGAUUGACUUCAUGGCAUUACACAGUCUCUCCAAAAUUGGAAUUCUGUAUUACUGCAUCAUUUCUGCAAAAAGAUGCAUUAUUUCUGCAUUAUUUGCAUUUUUUAAGAAAUACCACAGCAGCAAUUCAGUCACUUGGCUGAACAAUCAUAAAAACAUCCUAGCAAGAUGCAGAUGCUUUCUUAUGGAAAAAAGUGUAACCUGUUACUUGUGCCUUUCAUGACAAUACACUGGUACAACACUGUAUCUCCACACAGAAAGAGAAGAGUAAGACUGAAUAGUUAAAUACAGGAACUAUUUGCAUGGAGCAACUAUCUCCUAAUUUUUCUAUUGUCUAAAAAGUCAUUAAAUUUAUCACUUCACCAGACAUUUUUUGUUCUUUUUUAUGUAAGGUGGUGGCGCCACCUUGUGGAAGGUCACUGUAUUGUUGACAUCCAUCUUCAUGAUAAUGUUAGUGUGAGUGAGGGGGGAGUGAACUUCAGCCAUACUCAACAUGAGUCUACCUGGCAGUCAAAUGUUGAUGAUGAAUUAUGAGAACUGAAAGAAAGCAGUGUCCUUUUGGCAAACAUGAUGUCUAUCUUGCUUGCAUAUGUUAUCUUGCCGCUUAUAUCUUUUGUCACAGCCUUGUGGCUAGUUGCAAUGCUUGCCAAGAGAACUGCACUCUUUGCCUCCCACAAAUUGUGUACAUCUGUCAACAGAAAGCUCAGGUAUAUGUGUGAUAACAUCUGAGGACAUUUUUAAUCAACGUUCAGCUGCAGAAGAUUUCUAAACUGAGAUGCUCUAAAAGUUUACUCUAUGUGUGGGUGGAAAAGGCUCCUCUUGAGAUAAUGUUUUUUUUCUUUUUACAUUAAACUUUGGGUUACAUUUGC
Molecule: messenger RNA, 4229 nt
Organism: Alosa sapidissima (American shad)
Lineage: Eukaryota; Metazoa; Chordata; Actinopteri; Clupeiformes; Clupeidae
Product: interleukin-31 receptor subunit alpha-like
Exons: 15
Coding region: 107-2632 (841 amino acids)
Molecular function (GO): protein binding
Source: RefSeq, a predicted model, not a curated record